This is a messenger RNA of Callorhinus ursinus (northern fur seal), 2144 nucleotides long. NCBI's taxonomy places the organism in Eukaryota, Metazoa, Chordata, Mammalia, Carnivora, Otariidae. The record is from RefSeq and is a predicted model, not a curated record.
GACACUAGGUUGUGGCGUUUGUCCAGCUGUUCCCUCAGGGGAGCGAGGCCAUGGGGCCUAUAGGCUUAGCCUCUGACCCUGGGGACGCUCAGCCCAGGCCUGCCCCAGCACCAAUAGUCAAGGGGCAGCAAAUUUUUAACUAGACACACUGAUCAUUAACAGGGUAGGAAGGAGUUCAAACUCAGCCUCACUCAGGGGCAGAGACCAGCUGGGCCUUGGGCCUCUUGCAGAGAUGUUGGGCCGUGGAGUCUGGUCCUCCGUGAGGCAGGGGCUGAGCAGGGGCUUGUCCAGGAAUGUGGGGGGCUGGGCCUCAGGGGAGGGGAGGAAGGUGGACAUUGCAGGUAUCUACCCCCCUGUGACCACCCCCUUCACUGCCACGGCAGAGGUGGACUAUGGGAAACUGGAAGAGAACCUGCACAAACUGGGUACCUUCCCCUUCCGAGGCUUCGUGGUCCAGGGCUCCAACGGCGAGUUCCCCUUCCUGACCAGCAGCGAGCGGCUGGAGGUGGUGAGCCGAGUCCGCCAGGCCAUGCCCAAGGACAAACUCCUGCUAGCCGGCUCUGGCUGCGAGUCCACGCAAGCCACUGUGGAGAUGACUGUGAGCAUGGCCCAGGUUGGGGCAGACGCCGCCAUCGUGGUGACCCCUUGCUACUAUCGUGGCCGCAUGAGCAGUGCGGCCCUCAUUCACCACUACACCAAGGUCGCUGACCUUUCCCCAGUCCCUGUGGUGCUCUACAGCGUCCCAGCCAACACGGGGCUAGCCCUGCCCGUGGAUGCAGUGGUCACGCUCUCCCAGCACCCGAACAUCGUGGGCAUCAAGGACAGUGGCGGUGACGUGACCAGGAUGGGGCUGAUGGUUCACAAGACCCGGAGGCAGGAUUUCCAGGUGUUGGCUGGAUCGGCUGGCUUCCUGCUGGCCAGCUACGCCGUGGGAGCUGUGGGGGGCGUGUGUGCCCUGGCCAAUGUCCUGGGGGCCCAGGUGUGCCAGCUGGAGCGACUCUGCCUCACGGGGCAAUGGGAAGAUGCCCAGAAACUGCAGCACCGCCUCAUUGAGCCAAACACUGCGUCAGGUGGUGUACCCCAAUUCUGUAUUGAGCAAGUCAAGGAGAAGAGCCGAGAUGGAAUGCCUGUCAAGAGCCCAGCAGUGCUGUGCAGAGCCAUAUUGGGGUCUGAGGCAGGAAGGAAAAUGUGUGUUCUUAGAGACACAUUUGUGACCCGGCGCUUUGGGAUCCCCGGGCUGAAGAAGACCAUGGACUGGUUUGGCUACUAUGGAGGCCCCUGCCGAGCCCCCUUGCAGGAGCUUAGCCCCACAGACGAGGAGGCGCUGCGUAUGGAUUUCAGCAGUAAUGGCUGGCUCUGAGGGCAAGGGGAGGACCCGUGCCCAUCUCUGCUUCCUGCCUUGUGCCUGCAGCUAAAGAGGCACAUGGGGGUACGAGCCUUCAAAGCCUGUUUCCCUACUUGAGUCCUCUAGGUGGCCUCUUCCAGGCUCUGCCAUGCAUCCUCAUUUCCUAGUCUCACAGCCCCAUGACUGCUGGCAUUUGUACCCUAAACUCUGCUCUCUAGAGACCCUCAGUCUGGGAAGGAGCAAUUGCUUGUCCUUCCACUGUGCCUUCCUGUGCCCUGGGACGUGACCAGGAACCAGAGGGCAAGAGCAGGGGCGUACUGGGCACAAGUAACAUCAUGUAUUUUACUGAUGGGACGGCUGCUUAGACUUGGCUGGACACACCUGAGCCCAGCACAGUGCAGCGGGGAGCCAGAGCUAUUCUUAAGAACCUGACUCCUUCCAGGGAAAGUGGUGGGUUCGGAAACCUAAUCAGAAGUGUCACUGGCCUCUGAAAGGCCCCCAAGCUGCAUUCCAGACACAGUGCCCUUUCCUAAAUCCAUUUUGAUCCUCUCAUAUUCUCAUCUCUUGCGUUGACCUCAACCGUAGAGAGCACGAGCUGACCCAGGGGCUUGCCAGAGUUGGUAAAUAAUGACCCCUGGUGGAUAAAUGUUACAUUCUAGGAGACUUCUAGCCAACCUAGGUCUGAAACAUUAGGGAAGGAGACUUGGUCUAAGACCGGGCCAUCCUCUUGCCUUAGGCACUGUGCUUUCAUUGUUAAAAAUAAUACUUUGUUCUUGCAAUAAAGUUGAAUAAGUGAAAA